CAGGAGAAUGCUUAGAUACGGUAAUAUUCUGCAACCUCUGUACUGAAGACGGUUUUCUGCUGCCACUCAUCUUUGCUAUAUCUGUCUUUCCAUGGGUAAAAAAGAAUACGAGGCGGAAUGUGCCUAUGCUCAACAGAGAGAAACAGAAAUCGUCUCAGGUAACGAUGAAUCUUUUGCAUCGAAAAGGGCUCUCUUAUCGGCGUGCAGAAGACUCAUGUCCGAGGAGAAAUGGCGAAAAAAAAUCUCAACUAUGUAGAAAAUUUUCGGAGCACUCGCUGCACAUAUCCGUACUGGGGCGGG
Molecule: messenger RNA, 300 nt
Organism: Pichia membranifaciens NRRL Y-2026
Lineage: Eukaryota; Fungi; Ascomycota; Pichiomycetes; Pichiales; Pichiaceae
Exons: 1
Coding region: 92-256 (54 amino acids)
Source: RefSeq, a predicted model, not a curated record